Messenger RNA from Peronospora matthiolae, 357 nucleotides. NCBI's taxonomy places the organism in Eukaryota, Oomycota, Peronosporomycetes, Peronosporales, Peronosporaceae. The record is from the annotation of a GenBank genome assembly.
AUGGGGAAAAGCUGUUCCAGGGGAAGUGCCUACUUUCCCACUUUGACCACGUUGACGUUCGACAAGAAGCGGCUCGUGUGUCAGGCGCUUCUAUUGCUGCGGUUUUCGAUCGCCGGAAACGCAAAUGAUGCGCUUGUUGUCAAGUUCAAAGCGAAACGACGCGCAGGCGAGACACGAUGCGACGACGUUCAUUAUUGCGAGCGAAAUAAGCACGUUUUCAGUCGCAUUCAGAUGGCCACCGACCCAGAAGGAAAAGUGGCGCAGGAGGUCGCUUUAGAACCCGAUGGUCGGCCUGUCCCGUCGCUUGCACGGAAGUCCGAGCGGAAAAGUCUGCGGAGCAUCUACCCUAUUCGCUGA